Messenger RNA from Didymodactylos carnosus, 1522 nucleotides. Lineage: Eukaryota; Metazoa; Rotifera; Eurotatoria; Philodinida; Philodinidae. The record is from the annotation of a GenBank genome assembly.
GUUGAAGAUAACUUUAUUAUGUCACAAAAGGAACAGGUCAAUCGUUUAAUUUUAAAACUUUGUCCAAAACCUAUCGUUCAAAAUUCCACAGAGAAAAGUAAUGUACAUAAACAUAAUCUUCCGAUUUCAAAUCGUCAAGAGUUUAAUUUCAAUACACACUGGCUAUUUUAUCGUGGAGAUGUGAGUGAUGCUGAACAAAUUGAUUUUAAUGAUGAGACGUGGGAACUCGUGCAUUUGCCACAUACUGCUCGUUUAGAAAUUUUACAAGUAUCGAACAAUAAUUAUCGCGGUAUCGUAUGGUAUCGAAGACCUUUUAUACUGGGAGAUAGUUCGUUUAAAAACAAGAGAAUAUUUGUGCGUUUUGAAGGUGUAAUGCAAGUAACAGAUGUAUGGCUCAACGGGAUAUUAUUAGGUGAACAUCAAGGUGGAUAUACUCCAUUCAUUUUUGAUAUUACGAAUUAUGUGAAGACAGAUGGAAGUGAAAAUGUUAUUGCAGUUAAAGCAAAUAAUGAAGAUAAUCCAACAGUACCACCCGGCAAACCUCAAGCAGAUUUGGAUUUUACUUAUUUUGGAGGAAUUUAUAGAAGCGUGAAAAUGAUCGUUGUCGAUCCAUUGCAUAUUACCGAUUCGAUAUUUGCCAAUAAAAUCGCUGGUGGUGGUAUUUUUAUAACUACACCCUUUGUUAACGCCUCUUCAGCCAUUAUUAUUGUACAGACGAAUGUUAAAAAUGAUUAUUCUGUCGAUGUUGAUGCAACCGUAACAUCAUCUCUCGUUGACCGCGAUAAUAAUAUUGUAGCAAGAGCUGAAAGCACUCAAAGAAUUACCAGUAACAAUAAUAUUGAUUUUGUUCAUACAAUGCACAUAAACAAUCCAAAUAUAUGGUCGCCUGACACACCUUAUCUUUAUCGUGUUUUGAGUGAAGUCAACAACGGAUCUCAAGUGAUAGAUGCUCUUCAAACACGUAUGGGUGUUCGUUCCAUUUCAUUCUCAAAACAAGAUGGUUUUCAACUCAAUGGUCAACGUUUCAUUCUCAACGGUACCAAUCGAGGUCAUCAAGAAUAUCCGUAUGUGGGUUAUGCAGUACCCGAAUCAGGACAAUAUCGAGAUGCUUUAUUGUUAAAAGAAGGUGGUGCCAAUUUUGUAAGAUCUGCUGUUUAUCCCCCAGAUCCAAGUUUUUUAGAUGCAUGUGAUGAAUUGGGUCUAUUGGUACUCGAUUCAAUACCAGGUUGGCAAUUUUUCAGUGAAGAUGCUCAAUUUCAAAACAAUUCAUUCAACGAUGUUCGUCUGAUGAUUCGUCGAGAUCGAAAUCAUCCAUCUGUGAUCUUGUGGGAGGUGUCAUUGAAUGAAAGUCAAGUGUCAGACGAUUAUGCGUCGACAACGCAUACAAUAACACAUGAAGAAUAUCCAGGCAAUCAAGCAUUUUCAUAUGGAGGAAAUACGGAAGAUGCUGGCUAUAUAUUUGAUGUACAAAAUGCCAAUUCAUCCACUCGAGGACCAGCUGCUCUCAUUUAUCGAGAAUAUG